Molecule: messenger RNA, 805 nt
Organism: Melanaphis sacchari
Lineage: Eukaryota; Metazoa; Arthropoda; Insecta; Hemiptera; Aphididae
Product: programmed cell death protein 6
Exons: 4
Coding region: 248-784 (178 amino acids)
Molecular function (GO): calcium ion binding
Source: RefSeq, a predicted model, not a curated record
UCACAAAUCACAUAAAAAUGAGUAAUGACUGGUUAAGAGAUCGUCAUUUUUCAGUCAUCCAACUAUCCAAGAUUGAAUAUAGAUAAUAAAAAUUAUCUAUUUCUAAGGUGCUCAUAAGUCAUAAAGUCUUGUAAUCUCGUACACUUACCGUUUAAAAUUCUAGAUCAGUCAUUAUUAUUAAAUCAACACUCCACGGUAUUGAUUAUUGGUCCAUCAAUAAUAAGAAUUUAAGGCGUUAUUGUCUAAAAUGGCGAAUUUCUCGUCACCAAUGCCAUCCAGAGAGUUCUUAUGGGAUGUGUUUCAAAGGGUUGACAAAGAUAGAAGUGGAUUCAUCUCUUCAGACGAACUGCAAAUGGCACUCUCCAAUGGAACAUGGACUCCAUUCAAUCCAGAAACUGUACGUCUUAUGAUAGGAAUGUUUGACAAGCACAGUCGAGGUACUGUAUCUUUUGACGACUUUGGUGCCUUGUGGAAGUAUGUGACUGAUUGGCAAUCAUGUUUUCGAUCAUUUGACCGUGAUGGUUCUGGCAAUAUAAAUGUAUCCGAACUUAAAGACGCCCUGUCGUCAUUUGGUUAUAGACUCAGUGAACAAAUAGUUUCAGUUAUGCUAAAGAGAUUUGAUCGCUUUGGUCGUGGCACUAUACUUUUUGAUGAUUUCAUUCAAUGCUGCGUUGUAUUACAUACACUAACUGCUGCAUUCCGUCAAUUUGAUACUGAUCAAGAUGGAUAUAUUACUAUUCAUUAUGAACAAUUUUUAAACAUGGUAUUUGGUUUAAAAAUUUAAAUGAGCUCUAUUGUUUAUUUA